UCAAUUCCAAUAAACGAAUCACGUUUAAAGACCUCCCUUGUGCAUCAACUUUCAAAGUAGAUUGUAUACGAAUCGUUUCUAUAGCAACGAUUUCCAGCAAGCGCAUUUCGCCUCGGUGAAGCGCCGAAAAAUUUACAAGUGACGCCAGUGAAGCUCAGUCAAGUCAGAGGAACCAUCUUCUGUUGAUAGAAACAAAGAAAGAAUUGAAAGGAAGGAAAUAAUGAUACAUUCAAAGGCGACAGCCGUGUUGAUGCGGCUUAAAGAGAUGGACAGGAAGUACAAAAUUAAGCAUAAAGAGGAGAAACGAACACACAGCCUCGUGAGCACUGAAAGUUCGUUAGAAAACACGCCUAAAAGCAACAACAGUAAGCUAGUUCACGAGGGAAAUGAGAUUGCGUCAAAGGUAUCGUCUGAAUCCAAAAUGGAGAUGCAAGGUUCAGGUACAAACAAUGUCAAUUCUUCUGAUGAAGAUGUACAUUCAAAAAAAUCUCCCAAAAUAUCUCCUAGAACAAGGACAGAAGUUUCAUUGUCAGUUGAAAUUGAAGGGAAUAUAAGGAGUGCUUCAAGAACAGAGGAGUCUCUGAGGACUGUUUCAAACCUGGAGUCUGAUCUGAAGACUAAUUCUCAGAUCAGGGAUGAUGUAUUACUCUCUGAAGACUCUAGGAGACACGGUGAAGAAUCUUCCGCAGCAACGAUCUUCUCCAAACGCUCGGCUGCUCCUGAAACAAUUUCAGAGGUAGUUAAAUCCAGGAACGAAGGGAAGUCGAAUACAACGAAUCCUGAGGACGACACUACCAUAGACGAGGUGAUCAGGAUAAGCGACGAGAGGAGCGAAAUCAUCUCAGAAUUGUCCAACCCGAUAGACAAGGAUGAAGAUGCAUCCAAUGUUUCUUCCAUGGACGAGCAGAAGCUGCAGUAUGAGAACGACACCUUUGAAGAAGCUUCCAAUUCCUCUGGCUCGUCGAGUUCCACGGAGCUGCAGCUGAAGAAGAGUUCAGAAGAGUUAGCAGGAGAGACAGUGAUAUCUGGAGUGAAGGAAAUCAAGAUCACGUCUCACAAACAGGCGGAGAUCAUCCAGGAGAAGGUGAUCAACGACGAGAAAGACAAAGAGAUAAUCGAACUGAUCGCGCCGAAGAUAAUAAAAAGCAACAGCGAGUGCGACGUUGGCCUCGACGAGGAGCUUUCGAAUUACGUGAGGACAACUGAGAACGUGGACGAGGUGUUGCCGAUCAAUCUUCUUAAGCCAUCAAAACAAACAACGACCGGGAAGAAGCACGUCCGAAAAAGCAGGAAGCAGAGAAAAUCGUCCAACGAAAAUACCGAAGAGAAAACUGAAGAUCUUUCUGUGGUUUCUGAUGAUCAUGAGAGAUCAACCAAAGUGAACAAUAACGAGGAUGCACUCUUGAAAGAAAACAGCUCCUCCAUGAUCGUGAAAAGUGCAUCGAAUGAAGGAAAGAUUGUGAAGGAAACGCUGAAAGUGAAGAAGGAGUCUUUAUCUAACGAACAGACACCAGUAGAGAUAGAAGAAGAGGCGAACAGGGAACCGGAGACCAUCUCAAGCGAGAAGCUUCUGACAGAGACACCGAAAAAGACGGACGCAACGAGUACAUUGAGGGAGUUGAACAAGGAUGCGAUCAACGCUAUCGUCAGGAGACACAGGAUCCAAACGAUCAACAAAAUCACGGAUAAACCACGGUAUAAGAACUAUAAGACCGUAGUGAAGCUGCCGUCAGCAGAGUCGGAGGUGCCUGAAAACAUGGAGAAGAAUGAGAGUAAAUCUCUAGAAAAUAUUAGAACGGAUUCCAGCCAUAACCAAAGGGUCAGAGGGAGAAGAGCAAAGGUGAAGAGAGUCUCAAAAGCUUCCAAAGCUCGGAAAGGGUCGUAUCAAGGGAAAGUUGAAGAAAAACAAUCGAAGUUCGAGUGCAGACAAUCGCGUCAUCUGCGAAAGCAGGCUGCUGCCCUGAGGAUGCAACAGGAACGCGAGGACAUCCGUAAUUACUUGCUGGAGCUGGAAUGCACUCGAUUAGAAUUCGGUCCUGGCGAAAUGACUUCUGCUACCAUCCCACCAUUUAAACCUCUUGAAUUUCCUAAAAUCUCAGCAUUCAAGAAACCUGAACUGGAAGACUCGAACCUGCCUACAGAUGGAAUUGUUGCACUGCAAGAGAAGAUCUUGACUAUAAGACAGUGGCUGAAGGAUCAAUACUUCCUUUAUAGGGAUUACAGCAAGCUGGCACAAACAGUGAAUGCAAAAUACAUUCCUGCCAGUCUGGAAGAUGCAAAAAAGACGAUUCGUCAGUUACAGAGCGCGACUAUCGAAUCGAAGUGACCAGUCGUUUCCGUGAAACUUCAAACAAGAAUUGCCCACCUCGUGCAAUGUGAUUUUCCCAAAGUGUAAGUCUCAAAGUGAUGUACUUUCCUUUUAGAGGAACAAUUGUUUCCCUUAAAAUAUAAACCUACAAAAAAUA
This is a messenger RNA of Osmia lignaria (orchard mason bee), 2465 nucleotides long. RefSeq lists its product as uncharacterized. Lineage: Eukaryota; Metazoa; Arthropoda; Insecta; Hymenoptera; Megachilidae. The record is from RefSeq and is a predicted model, not a curated record.